UUUAGCUUAGAAUUUAUGUGACAGCCGAACUACUUUUUAUUUGCUUAGUGGUGAACACAUCAAACACUUUCCUCUUUCAUGGUGGACACGAACAAUUAUGACUUCCAAAAGACGUAAUAACGGAAGAAGCAAGCAUGGCCGUGGGCACGUGAAGCCCGUAAGAUGUACUAACUGUGCACGGUGUGUCCCAAAAGACAAGGCCAUUAAAAAGUUUGUGAUUAGAAACAUAGUUGAAGCUGCAGCAGUGAGAGAUAUUACUGAUGCUAGUGUAUAUGAUACAUAUGCUCUACCAAAGCUGUAUGCUAAACUUCACUAUUGCGUCUCUUGUGCAAUUCACUCCAAAAUUGUGAGGAACAGAUCCAGGGAGGCACGUAAGGAUCGCACACCACCUCCAAGAUUUAGGCCGCCCCUAGGAGACAUGGGUGCUCGUCAAGCUGCUCCUAGAGUUACUGUGAAAUAAAGCUGUUAGGUGUAAUGGCCAUUUCUUUCUGAAAUAAAAGAAAAGUUGAUUAUUUUUA
Limulus polyphemus (Atlantic horseshoe crab) is the source of this 518-nucleotide messenger RNA. RefSeq names its product 40S ribosomal protein S26-like. The transcript is spliced from 4 exons. The record is from RefSeq and is a predicted model, not a curated record. Gene Ontology annotation, cellular component: cytosolic small ribosomal subunit; ribosome. Bases 98 to 460 code for a protein of 120 amino acids. Gene Ontology annotation, molecular function: structural constituent of ribosome; mRNA binding. Lineage: Eukaryota; Metazoa; Arthropoda; Merostomata; Xiphosura; Limulidae. Gene Ontology annotation, biological process: translation.